This is a messenger RNA of Strongylocentrotus purpuratus (purple sea urchin), 3581 nucleotides long. Its product is annotated as beta-arrestin-1. Bases 418 to 1770 code for a protein of 450 amino acids. Gene Ontology annotation, cellular component: cytoplasm. Gene Ontology annotation, biological process: signal transduction; G protein-coupled receptor internalization. Gene Ontology annotation, molecular function: G protein-coupled receptor binding. The record is from RefSeq and is a predicted model, not a curated record. NCBI's taxonomy places the organism in Eukaryota, Metazoa, Echinodermata, Echinoidea, Camarodonta, Strongylocentrotidae. The transcript has 13 exons.
UACAUAUUGGGUGUGUGGCUAGCUCAGUUGUAUUGCCUAGGCCCUAGCUUGGCGCAUGGCAUAAACAGAAGAAGGAAGAUAUCACUAGCUAGCUGUACAUGUAUGGAUCGAGGGAAAGAGCAAAGGGGAACAGAUAAGACAUAAAUGCAUGCUAUUCCUGUUUGAAUGCUGUCUACGUUUUCUGGCUGCCAAAAAUAUAUGGAUAUAGUGAUUCCUAUCUUAUUCUGUUUAACACUGGAUUCUUUACCGGGACAUUGACAUUGGGAAUUGGGAUAAUAACAUUGUGAGCUCCACUACAGACAGAUCUACGAAUACAGGACAUUAUUUAGCUGGGCUAGUGCUAGGGAUCCGUAGGGGCCAGUGUUUAGGGGAAAUCCUAGCUUGCAGGAGGGCAACCCAGCCGGGAACUGGCCAGCCAUGAGUCGUCUUAAUUCAAGAGUAUUCAAGAAAUCAAGCCCUAAUGGCAAGAUCACAACAUAUCUUGGCAAAAGAGAUUUUGUCGAUCAUCAAACGCACAUCGAUCCAAUUGAUGGAGUUGUGUUAGUAGACCCAGACUACCUGAAGGAGAGGAAGGUCUUCGCUCAUGUCCUAGCAGCAUUCCGCUAUGGUCGGGAGGAUCUGGAUGUCCUGGGUCUGACCUUCAGGAAGGACCUGUACUUAGCUUCAGUCCAGGUCUACCCUAAGCCAUCCGAUGAGCAGAGACCACUUACCAGACUUCAAGAGAGACUCAUCAAGAAGCUAGGCCCUAAUGCGUAUCCCUUCUACUUUGAACUGCCAAUCAAUUCUCCUUCAUCGGUCACGCUGCAGCCUGCACCAGGUGAUACAGGCAAACCAUGCGGUGUAGAUUACGAACUCAAAACUUAUGUUGCAGAAACGAUGGAUGAGAAACCCCACAAGAGGAACUCUGUUCGGCUUGCCAUCAGGAAGGUCACCUAUGCCCCUGAUGUCCCAGGCCCACAACCCACAGCUGAAGCACAGAAAGACUUUGUAGUUAGCCCAGGAGCUCUUCAUCUAGAGGCAACACUUGACAAAGAGAUGUACUACCAUGGAGAAAGCAUUGAGGUUAACGUCACCAUAGCCAACAAUUCAAACCGAACGGUGAAGAAGAUUAGGGUGUCGGUCCGGCAGUACGCAGACAUCUGCCUCUUCUCAACCGCACAGUACAAAUGCCCAGUAGCUGUAAUGGAAACAGAAGAUCCUGGAUACGGUCUGCCUCUCAAACCUAGCCAGAAGCUGACCAAGGUAUUCUGUGUCACGCCGUUACUUGACAACAAUCGAGACAAGCGAGGGCUGGCGCUAGAUGGCAAGCUUAAACAUGAGGAUACAAACCUGGCUUCAUCCACACUGUUAAGUGCAAAAACAGAGAAGGAGCGUGAGAGCCUGGGAAUCAUUGUACAGUACAAGGUCAAAGUGAAGCUAAUCAUCGGCUACGGAGGGGACUUAUCGGUGGAGCUACCAUUCACUAUGACCCAUCCUAAACCCGUUGAAGAAGAACCAGCACCUGUUCCUGCCCCUAGCCCCAACACUAACAAAGAGACAAAUGAGGUUCCAGUUGACACAAAUCUUAUCAAUUUUGAUGCAAAGAAUAAUGAUCCAAAUGGACGGUCUGACAACUACUGCGUUGCCAGAACACAAUGUCUAACUGCUACAAACGAGGGCAGUGGUAGUGACAACCAGCAGAAGCUUGAGGACGAGGAUGAUGAUUUGAUAUUUGAGGAUUUCGCCAGACUCCGACUCAAAGGCACAGAGGGUGAAGGAACAGAGGCUUGAGUGGACUAGCAUCUCCAAAUCAGCAUUGCCUGAUUCAGGAACCAGGGCUCAUAUUCAUAAAACCAUACCAAGCCCAGUUGUCAACUGUGUACUAUAGCCUAAGCUCGUCAACAGCUAGCUCAGUAAGGUUUUAUGGUUAAGGGCCCAGAGGUUUACCUUCACUAAAAAAAAAACGCAAAUCUUGUGUCUGUCCUGCAGCCAGCGUGUGGAAGGGAACUACUGUCCAAGUUAGCGCUUGAUGUGUUACAAACACACUCUCAUCACAUCAUAUUUCCUCCUCUGCUGUUUCCUACGCACAUGCAUUGUAUUUGCAAAACGGUUCAUCUUUAAUACUGUAUUUAUUGAAAUUGUCAACGUUGCAAUGCAACUAUUUUGUUAUACUUUUUAACUUUUGAAAUAUGGGAUGAAGCUAGGCUGUGCUAGCUAGGUCACCUUCUCUUACCAUACUUUGUGAUCAAAGUAUAUAAUAAAAAUGGGAAGGCUUUGUCUUUAUUGUUUGAAAUUGGGGCAGAAUGUCAAUCACGCAGACAUUGGUUUAUUGUGUGAAUGUGAUGGGUGUGAAGACUCCACCCCUCCCCCCUCCCGAUAUUUUUUCCCACAUGAAAAAUAUUCAAUACUCCUUGAAACUUGAAGUCAUGGUUUUGCACAGGUUUGAAUCCACAUGUAUCAUUUUUUUUCUGUUUUUUUUUACCUCACAUAUUCAACACUUCAUUUGCUGAAAGAAGAAUUGACUGGUUAAACACCUUUUUUUCUUUAAUCAAUUCCUUGUAAUAUAUUUCUUGACUGGAUACCUUACAAUCACAAUCAUGAUCAUAAAGAACUGUAAAUACAAAUGUAAAGCCUGGAAGUAGAUCUUCUCUAUAUUUUAUGAUGGGCAAAAAUGUCUCAUUUCCGUUACCAUGCUUCAUGUCGUAGUGUCUGACUUUCUUGUAAUUUCUUGUUUUAAGGAGUAUAAAUUAUGGUCUAUGUUCAUUAUAUGGAGGUACAUGUAUACAUGUAUUUCAAGGUUUGUGGGAAUCUUUAAAGCAGGCUUUAUUGUAAAAGAAAUUGAAUGAGGUCACUUGACUCUAGCAAAAACUCCCGUAUCCUCAUUUGUUUGGAUUGUUAUGAAUUCUGUUCUACUGUAAAAUCAUGAUAAAUAUGUUGAGAUGGUAUGGGUAAUUUACUGAAAAAAGGCUGAGUUCUGUUUGAUAGAUUGAAACGUUCUAAUGAUUUAGGAUAGUUCAUGUCGAAAUUUGUAGCUAUCUUUGGCUGUACCUUGACUUCACUUGAGAUGUGAUUAUAACAUCUGAAGUACUUUAAAUGUCGGAGAAUAAUAGCUUUUGUGACUAUAUUUUAUAUUUCUUGCUUGAUAUAUAUCUUGUGCAUCUCUGUAUAUAAUUAUGUGUUGAAUGGAAUGAUCAUGUUACCUAUACAAAUGUAUAUGAAGUGAAUAUUGAUUUUCAUUGUGGUUAUUUUUUAAGCUGACCAACCCCAUUUUUGUUGCUGUUCAUCGCGUGACAGAAUGUUGGUACCGUGGAGCUCAAUUCUCUGUUAGAAUAGAACUUAGCAGUGUAGCCAAGUGACCAAAUCCUUUGUAUAUUGAAAUAUACUCAUGGCAUAUAAUGCUCUCUCUCUCUCUCUCUAUGCGAAGUCACGGGUAGUCACAUUUUAUGUUUCAGUUUGUUAAAAAGCAUUUUAAAUAUGCAGAGAUGGGUACCCUUGUUAGGCUAACAAUGUUUAUUUCAAGUACUGUUAAGUUUAUUCCACAUGAAAUUAUGUAAAUGCAACUGUAUUGCAACAACACCAAUAUUGUCAAACUAAAAAAAAAA